This is a messenger RNA of Spirodela intermedia, 8388 nucleotides long. The record is from the annotation of a GenBank genome assembly. NCBI's taxonomy places the organism in Eukaryota, Viridiplantae, Streptophyta, Magnoliopsida, Alismatales, Araceae.
AUGUCUGGGUUGGCAAUUCUACGGGCGAAGGUCGCCAGGCCUCGCUUGGCGAACUGGAGGGCCUUCCGGUUUCGUAGCUUCUGUGGUACCCAUCUCAGGCCAUUUUCGCAGUCGAUGGUGUCCGACGCGGCAGAGCCUCCCGGCGAAGUCGCCCCCCCCCCCGGCAGGAAAAUAUUGGAGGUCUUCAGAGAGGAAUUUGAAGUCGGCUCCCGUACAAUCACUCUCGAGACAGGGAAGAUUGCCAGGUUCGCGAAUGGGUCGGUUGUGAUCGGAAUGGAACAGACGAAGGUUCUCUCCACAGUCGCAUCGGCGAAGAGUGGAGAUGGUCUCAGGGAUUUCCUGCCUCUCACAGUACGCUAACACAUAAUCCAUUUCCUUCUCCGUCUAUCGAAUGUUUUCAGAAAUAUUGAUGAGUGAAUCUUCUUAUCUUUGUUUUUGAGAUUGAGUUUUAUCGAUGGAGUAUGUAAAGGAGCGGCCUUUUAAAACAUCUAGAACAAUAUGAAAUAUUUUUUCGUUUUAUUGAUUACGACUUCUUUAAGUUUGUAUGCACCAGUCUAUCUUAGAACUGUCAAUAGGGGUAGACGCACCUGGAGUUGAAUUCGGGACAAUUUGGUAGAAUUGGAGAUAGAAAUGUGAAUACAUUGAUAAAUAUCGUAUGUGUAUAGAGUAAUGCCUGAAUUCAAAUCAUGUUUGAAUUCAACUUUUCUACCCCCUCGAGGGCUUGAACAUUUAUGUAGAAAGAACAGAGCUCCAUUCUGUCCCGUAUAGUGUAAUGUUUAAAAGAGUUUAUGAAAGGCGGACCUAUACGGUUGUAAAGAAACAUAGUGCCACAUCUUUUUUCUGUGAGUUAAUGCGUAGCCUACCUCGCUCCAAGAUUUUUGAUUCGUUACUGUCAGAAAUGGUGAGGAUCCUGUUUGUUCCAUAUCCCAUCUUGAUGCCAACGCCGUACACAUGGAUCUGGACCCACCUAAAUUUUCGGAACUUCCAAGUCGGAAUCUUGCUUGCCAACAUAAACGUUAAGUGAAUGAUGUGCUAUGAGGAUACUGUGUUUUUCCUUCGGUUUUUGACCUUUUCUACGAUUUUCUAUUUGCCAUCUACUUUUGUACUACUAAAUGCCAGGCCAGAAGAGUCACACUUCUGAGAUUGUGAAACAGGUUGACUAUCAAGAAAAACAGUUUGCUCAGGGUGUCAUCCCCACCACUUUUAUGCGAAGAGAAGGUGCUCCAAAGGAGCGAGAGCUUUUGUGUGGUCGUCUUAUUGAUCGGCCAAUACGACCACUGUUUCCACCUGGGUUUUACCACGAAGUUCAGGUUUGCUCAAAUUUUUACUGUGUUUAAUGUUAUAUCUGGAUUUUCCGUUGUCCUGGUAAAUCCCUCAUGUUUCUGCAUCUUGUUAAUCCCUCCUUCAUUGUAUUUUACAGGUCAUGGUGAGUGUUCUCUCAUCUGAUGGAAAGCAAGAUCCCGAUGUGAUGGCUGCCAAUGCUACCUCUGCUGCUCUUAUGCUCUCAGAUAUACCUUGGAAUGGACCUAUUGGUGUAGUGCGAUUAGGAAGAAUUGAUGGGCAACUUGUUUUCAACCCAACCAUGGAUGAGGUAGUGUUUAUUUCUGUACAGUCGUUUGUUCUUCGAAAAUACAAAAAAAAAUGUUUCGUAUGUUCUUGCUGUAUUAUUAUUCUAUGUGGCAGGUAUGACAAUUUGAAACCUUAUUUUUUUAUUUUGGUUUCUUGAGGUUGUACACUUAUUUUUUCAUUGUUUUCAGACGUAUUCUUUAUAAUCUGUGAAUGGUUGACUUGUGCAGCUUAGCUUAAGUGAUCUCAACUUGGUGUAUGCCUGCACACGGGAUAAGACUUUGAUGAUUGAUGUACAAGCUCGGGAGAUCACUGAAAGGGAUUUGGAAGCUGCACUGAAGCUUGCUCAUCCUGAGGUUUGUUUAAUUCCCGUAUGUUUUAAAAAAAUCGAAGCAUGAAAACUUAUGCACCAGUGAGUGUCUUGAUCUCAUACAGAAAGAUUUGGACGCCGCCAUUGGCCCACACGUUUUUCUAGCUUGGAACAAAAGCUCUUGAUGCAGUUGAGUGUUUUCUGUUCAUUUAUUCGUAGACUGAAUUGAGAUGAAACAAUGUUUUCAUUUAUUCAGGCAGUUAAGUACAUUGAACCUCAGAUUACGCUGGCCAAGAGAGCUGGAAAAGGCAAAAAGGAAUAUAAAUUGUCCUUAAUGACAGAGAAGACGCUGGAGAAAAUUAGUAGCUUGACUGAGGCGCCAAUAGAAACUGUUUUCACUGACCCAACCUACGGCAAGGUAUAAUGAUCGGUAGUUUCUUUUAUUCUUACUUUAAGGAGUUUCAACAUCACACAGGCUAGUUCCUGUUUAUUUAUGAGGAGCUUAUGCUAUUGUUGUAAGCAGCCUUUGAAUGAUGUUUUGUGCCGAUGUUCCUGAGUUAAGUUGUGCCAUGUAUUCCACUUUGUAAAAAGGUAAUAAUGUUCAUAGUGAACUGUUUAUCAGUUUGAGCGAGGAGAAGCCUUGGAUAAAAUUGCACAAGAUGCAAAGCUGGUACUUGAAGAACAAGGCGAUGAAGAGAGCUUAAAGUUUUUACCAAAGGCCGUUGACACUGUUAGGAAAAAGGUAUAUUUUUAUUUUAGUUAACGGAUUAUUUCUUCGUGCUUAUGUUGGGUUUGAUCAAAGUAGACUGGCCAAAUGCUUUCCAACUUUUUUCUUGUGUUAGUCUCUGGAUUAUAACUUAUUUUCUAUAGCCCAAUAUCAUCAAUCAUAAUUCAUUAAGAAGUAGAGAUAAUGAUGCCAAACUUCAAAGGGUGUUAAACUUCUAGUCAGUACAAAAUAAAUAUUAUGUACUCAUUAUCGAAUUGAAAAGAAAGAAAAAAAAAAGGCCGCGAGAGUCAAUUCUCUCCCAGGAAAAAGUAACUGAGCUAGGUCCCCAUUAUCCUUGUUUACGCCCAGAUUUUGACUAUUUCCUGCAGGUCAGUAAUGGUUUUGCGCGACCAUUUAUUUGGCCAAAAUAGUUAAUGUCCAUUUCUGACUAAUUUAUUUUUCGCCCAGCCAGAAGAAUGUCCGUAUCAUUGUAGAAUAUAUGUUUUUUUCCCUUCAAGAUGUUUUUCUGCCUAUUCAAUAGGAGUAGCGAAAAAUCUGAUGGUUCUACUACGGAAACUCAAGCUCCGUAUUUUUUUCAAAAAGAAAGAUGAAUCUGUGAUAUAAGUUUCUGUGGCGGUUAAUUUUUAAAACUUGUCAUGAUGGAGAUAUUGAUCGGAAAAUCUUUCUCUGUUCAACUUUUGAAUCAAUACUAAACAGCCUGAAUUUGAGUUAAUCGCGUUAUGUUCUAGUUGAUUGUUUCGCUGAAAAUCUGGUUCGUAGUGAUUUAUUCAGUCCUAAUUCCAAUUUUCGCUCUUGAUAAAAUUUUAACGAUUUUUAGAGUAAGUGUGGAUGAAAUUGAAAACGAAAACCAUGCACGUGUUCCCUCCGAUGAAUGGGGAGCUGCAAGCUUUUCCUAGAGUUGGAGUCUUGUAAAAGGUAAACGUCAAUAUUAUUGCUAGUCUCUCAUUUUGCUAAGUUAAUAUUCGAACAUGCCCUAAUAUCAUCGCUAUGAGGAAUGGUAUUGGUGGGUGCUCUUGAGCUGGAAUGGGAUACUAUUAAAUAAAGUGAAUAUAGGAGGGGACAGUAUGCAACAAGUAUACUUGUUCUUAUUACAAGAUACAUUACAAACUUGGUGAAAUUUUGAGAUAAGAGCAUCGUUUUGAAGCCAAGUGUCAUGCUCUCAGCUUCCCUACAUUACCUAUCUGAAAAUUGAAGAUAUUAGAUGUAGAAUUAUUUUUUUCAUGUAGGAUUGAUGCAUUCACUGGUAUUAAAUCUCCACUCAUUUCCGUACUUAAAGUUCAUGUUGAACAAUAUCAUUCCACAAUGAAUUGGUGUUACAUUCUCUUUACACACAUUUAGCAAGAAGAGGCUUAGUUCUCUGCUUGUAAACAUCCCUGAUUCUCCUCCUAAUAGGUUUUGCAUACUCUAUCCACGGUAGAAUGGGCACCGUUUGUGUGUCUUCUUGACCAUCUCCGAAGACGUAUGCUUCGAGUGACAUAAUCUAACGGGCCAUAUUCUAGAAGAUUCAUGUUUGUUUAUUGGGUCUCGCUAACACACCCUCAAGUUGGAGCAAAUCUAGAACCUAGUUCUUGCCUGACUACUGAUUUGCAAACGAAUGAUCAAAUAUGAACUUUGAGACUGAAAUCGAAGAAAUAAAUGGUGGAACUGGAGCUUUUGUAAAUGGUAGAGUCGGCAAGGGCUAGUGCUGAACUUGUACUGGAAGAAGCUGAAGCAUAAGUCGGAGUGGUAGAGGCUGCAGUUGAAGCUGGAGUAGGUGAAACAGAUCUGAAAUCGAAAUAUCAGAACUAAAUCUUAAUCCAGAGUAGCUAAUUCACAAUUGAAUCUGAGAAUUAAACCUCGAAAUGGAAGACAGAGAAUUUGCUGGUGGAACUGGAGCCAAAGUACUAUAUGCCGAAGUUGAAACAUAAGCAGAGUAUCCAGGAGAUGAAGCCAGGAUCAGUGAAGAAGUAGAGUGGGCUGCGGGAAGCGAGCAUUUGCUGCCUUGACCUCCAAGAUGAGGCUGGUAGUGAUAUAUGUAGUAGUAGAUGUAGAGGAAGCCAUAACAUUGGUUCAAGAUGUGGCCGAGCCACUGCCACUGUCCUUCUUAUCCUCACAGAUGGAGUGUCUUGUGGGUAACAGCUGCAGUGGCUUGAGAAACACGAGGAGGAAGAGAGAGUACACCAAUCGUUGGAUCUUAAUUCAUGGGUUCCACGGUGGGAGUAAUCGUGAUAUUCCUUAGCGAGGUACUGGUUUAGGUUUCUUUUCUAUUAGUCGAUUGGAGUGUCUUAUCCACACAGUGGAUGAGAUUUCAGGUUCUUGCUGGUUUUAUGAUAUGUUUUUGCUUACCUAACCCAUCAGUUUUGAGCACUCGCGCUGAAAAUUUGAGUUGUUUCAUAAUUCCUGUGGUGAUUUGCACUUAAUCUUGGCAGGUUGUUCGUAGAAGGAUCAUUGAGAAAGGGCUCAGAGUUGAUGGCAGGCGUCUUGAUGAAGUCAGACCUCUGCACUGUGAAGCUGGAACGUAUCCAAUACUUCAUGGCUCAUCACUUUUCUCUAGAGGAGACACUCAGGUGAUCCAAUGCUCGUCUUGCUGCUCUCAUUUUUCUUUCAUCACACUAAUGAAGCAGAAACAGAGUGUUCUUCUUACAGUGCUUUCAGAAAUUCCAUUUGAAAAUUUCAGGUCUUGUGCACAGUUACUCUUGGUGCACCUGGAGAUGCUCAACGGUUGGAUUCCAUUGUCGGUCCUCCCACAAAGCGUUUCAUGCUCCACUAUAGCUUCCCUCCAUUUUCCAUUAAUGAAAUUGGAAAACGAGGUGGCUUGAAUAGACGUGAAGUUGGGCACGGUAUCUUAUUCUCUCUGCACUUAGCAAAAAGAACAUUCAGCUGAUCUUAGAUUUUGAGUCAUUGCACCUUGUUUCCUAUCUAACACCAGUUUUGUAACAUGCUGAUAUUCAAAGAUAAUGAACUGAUAAUUCCUCUUCUUAAAUUGCUUCUUGAGUUUUCAUGUGAUGUUAUGUAGAUAUUUAGACUUCCGAUAAUUUUGAAAUCGGGUGAUACCUCAAACUAAACAACAUGAACAUCCAUUAACCUUGUAAUCAAAUUCAUUGUUUACUGUUCGCUAGAGUGGGAGAUAGAAAUCAAACACUAAUUAAGAUUCUUCUUUUAAUUUAAUGAGGCAAAUCAUGCGCUUUCAUCUACUUUAUUUUUUUUUCUUGCAGGUACUCUGGCGGAAAAGGCUUUGCUUGCUGUAUUACCUCCAGAGGGUGAUUUUCCCUACACCGUUCGUGUGAAUUCUGAAGUAAUGGCCUCGGAUGGUUCAACAUCAAUGGCGAGCGUUUGUGGAGGUAUGGACUCUUGGUUUUUCUUCCCUGUAUAUAAAGGACGAGUUAGCAGCAACUUUAGUGAGGAAAUAUCAAACUAUUUAAUUACCUAAUUUUUUAUCAAGUGAUUUCUUCUGUUGUCUGUGUGUGUACCCUUCUCAUGUCUCCUUCACGAUUUUGCAGGAAGUAUGGCUCUCAUGGACGCUGGUAUUCCACUGAGAGUGCAUGUUGCAGGUGUUUCUGUGGGUCUUGUCACUGACAUGGAUUCAUUGACUGGGGAAAUCACAGAUUAUCGCAUACUUACUGAUAUUCUGGUGAGGAAAGUUGUAGGCCAGCUGCAGUUGUCAGACAAUAAAAACAUAUUAAGCCUGUGAUUGCUUUCCGACUGGUGAUUACUCCAUGAUAUUUAACAACUUUUUCCUGAUCAAAAAGGGUCUUGAGGAUCAUCUUGGGGACAUGGACUUCAAGAUUGCUGGCACAAGGAGAGGAAUAUCUGCCAUCCAAUUGGACAUCAAGCCUGCUGGAAUACCUCUUGGGAUAAUCUGUGAAAGCUUGGAUCACGCAAGGAAGGCUCGCUUGCAGAUACUUGAUCGCAUGGAGGAUGAGAUCAGUACUCCUCGUACACAGGAUGACACCAAUGCUCCUCGAUUGGGUAAACUUAUUUAUUUAAUUACCGGAACUUGAUGAAUAAUGCUUCAAGUCUUAUCUGUAUUUGGUGCUGUUGUAGCCACAAUGAAGUUGAGCAGUUAUUCCCUUCGUCGAUUGCUUGGACCUCAGGGUUCCCAAAAGAAAAAAAUUGAAGAAGAAACAGGUGACAGUCUUUCUGUUGCUGUCUUAAUGUGCUCCAUGUUCAUUACCCUGGAAAAAAAAAAUGUUUCUUGUUUCAGAUUGUUGUGGUUUUCUGAAAAAUAAAAAUUACCCUGGAAAUUUUCUGUUUUUUCUGACGUCUAUGGUGGUGAAUUCAAUUGGUAUAAGAAUAUGCUUGGAGGGAGUGAUUAAAUAAAAAAUACCUUGUAAGGUAAGGUACAUCUGCCAAGAUUAAUAUCCUCGACUGUUGGGCAGUCGUCUCUGAUCCAGCGUUGACAAGUACAGUUGACCUUUAGCAAACUCCUUGCCAUGACCACUUGACCAAAGUCCCCUGCUUGCCUCUAUUGUUGGUUUUCUUGCGGUCCUUCAAUGUUAUUCAUCGUGUAGGCGCACGAUUUGCAUUCAGUGACGGGACGCUUACCAUUGUUGCCAAGGAUCAGACUGUCAUGGAGAAAGCCCAAGAUAAGGUGAGACCACGUGAUUGAGCCCUUCAUAUUUGUUCUAAUUCCUGAUGGAACCCUGUAGCAUGUGAAUAAACUGCUUUAGCGACUUGCAAAGCAUUCAAUCAUUGUUUUUUUUCUCCAGAUUGAUUCACUUGUGGGUCGGGAGAUCGAAGUUGGUGGGAUCUACAGAGGGGUAAUCGGCUCGAUCAAAGAAUAUGGAGCUUUUGUGGAGCUCAGGGGGGGCCAGCAAGGGCUUCUCCACAUCUCUGAGCUGUCGCACGAACAGGCAAUCCUGCGAACUUCUAAUACCUGCAUAGAUGCUUCUUCAAGCCGUGUCUGAGGUCAUCUUCAACCUCCGUCUUCUUCAUCCCUUCCCAGGUUUCGCGGGUCUCGGACAUGGUGUCCGUGGGGGAGGAGCUCUCUCUCAUGUGCAUCGGGCAGGAUGUGAGGGGUAAUAUCAAGCUCUCCCUGAAGGCCACCAUGUCUCCGCCGGGGUCCGAGGACAAGACUGCGCCUGCUCAAGCUCCGGCCAAGCAGGAGAUCAGCGUUUGGGCGUCUGUGGGUGUCGUCUCUGAUGAACUAGCAGGCGAUGGAUCUGAGAAAAAGAAUAAGCUUCCGGAGGAGGGAGACGCUGCCGCCGCCGCCGCCGCCGCCGAAUACUCGGUCCCUUCAAUAGUAAUCCGAAGCGCUGCUGAGUGCGACUCGUCAGAGGAGACCACCUCCGGCGAGGGCAUCCCUCUAGCUACUGAGAAGAACUCAAGGUCUCCGAGGGCGGCCAGAUCCAAGAAUUCAAAAGCACCGUCCGAAGAAGCCUCCAAGAUCAGGAACAUCAUCAGGUCAACGCUGCCGCCCUCGGUGAAGACGCAGAAACGGAGCCUCGGCGGAGGAGAGGAAGCUGGCGGGAAGAGCCGCGGCGGAGCGAAGCCGUUGAAGCUGGGGGACAGGGUGACGGCCAAGGUCUAUCAGGUCCGAGCUCACGGCCUGGUGCUCGAUCUCGGGGGCGGAGUCAAAGGGAUGUACAAAUUCGAGGUACCUUCUAACGCCGUUCUUUCCAGAUCUGGUCUGAAUCUGUCCCCAGGUGUUCAUCUCUCAUCACCUCUCGACGUCGACUCGCCUGGUUAUUCCCUUGGGCAGGAAAACGGGAGGCGAGAUUUUGAGACGGGAGAUGAGCUGCGGCUGAGAUGCUCGAGCUUCUCCAGCAAGGGGAUCCCCGUGAUGUCGUUCCUGGAUGACGACUGA